CGAAUAUGCAUUGUUCAGCAUAUCAGCAUAUUGAAAUUCUGUUGCUGUUGAAGCACUCUUCAAUUUUGUUGUUUCAACGAUAAUGAUUUUGAUCAUACUGUGUCAAAGUAUGAAUUUAUACAAGCAUUGUUUUCCAAAGAUUUUCUCUAUCCUAAAACUAAAGACUUGUUUGAUUCAUAUUAAACAAAAUGAGAUCUAUUGAUUGUGACCUGUUUAUCAUAAUGCAGAACUGGUACCAGGAGAUGGCGAAGUUGAAGGCAAAGUUUGAGUCUCUGCAGCGCUCCCAGAGGCAUUUGCUGGGGGAAGACCUUGGACCAUUGAGUGUGAAAGAACUGCAACAACUUGAACGUCAACUUGAGUCUGCUCUGUCACAAGCUAGGCAAAGAAAGGCUCAGAUAAUGCUGGACCAGAUGGAAGAACUUCGGAAAAAAGUAAGCAUGCUGUGA
Molecule: messenger RNA, 446 nt
Organism: Elaeis guineensis (African oil palm)
Lineage: Eukaryota; Viridiplantae; Streptophyta; Magnoliopsida; Arecales; Arecaceae
Source: RefSeq, a predicted model, not a curated record